GUUGGGAUUUAUGGGAGUGAAAUUUAAGGUUUUAAAUGAAGGAAUAAAGUUGGGGAGAUAAUUCUUUCGAUAAUUUUCUGUUUUUUUUUUAAAUUUCCCAUUCUUCCCUUUCCAUGAAUAUUUGGAUGAUGCGGGAAAGUCCCUGCAAGUUGUGAGGAGAUUCGACAAUAUUAAAUUAUUUUUUUGAUAAAUUUCCUAAAAUUAUUUUUUAUUAAAAGAAAUAUUUUUUAAAGGGAAAAAUAAUUUAAAUAAACAACAAAAAAACAAAUGCCAAGUACAGCAAUCCAAAAAUUAUUAUUAACAAUUUCUAUAUUUUUAAUCGUUGCUGGACUUGCAUUAACAAUUGCUGGAUUAGUAUCUCCAGCUUGGCAAGUUGUUGAUAUUCGGGAAUUUAGAGCAGAACAUCAACACGGGCUUUGGUGGGAUUGUAUUAGAGCUGAAAAGCAUGUUGUGGCUGUUGGCGAUUUUUAUGAUGAAGCUCCUCUUCACUGCAUGUACAAAUUUGACGAAUCAGCCGCUCUCGUUAUUGAAAAUACUCUUAAUCGAAUUGACGAAGACGGGGCAGCUGGAGAAGCAGAACACCAUCGUUUUUGGGGAUGGCAAAAAGUUGUCUUAACUUUAAUUUUACUUUCUCAAUUAUCUGCUUUUGUUGCUAUAUGUACAGGUGUUUGUGCACCUUGUUUCCCUCCAUCAACUUUUUGUUUUACAAUUUCACUUUUUAUUGCCAUGUUACUUUCAAUGUUGUCUGAUGGAGUUUUCUUUUUUUCUGCAAAUCGAGUUGAUAUUCGUUUUGUUACUGGUAAAUUAAUUAAUUAUUUUUUAUGA
Meloidogyne enterolobii is the source of this 825-nucleotide messenger RNA. NCBI's taxonomy places the organism in Eukaryota, Metazoa, Nematoda, Chromadorea, Rhabditida, Meloidogynidae. The record is from the annotation of a GenBank genome assembly.